This is a messenger RNA of Apis dorsata (giant honeybee), 3931 nucleotides long. RefSeq names its product prostaglandin E2 receptor EP3 subtype. Bases 1137 to 2339 code for a protein of 400 amino acids. The transcript is spliced from 6 exons. Gene Ontology annotation, biological process: adenylate cyclase-activating G protein-coupled receptor signaling pathway; positive regulation of cytosolic calcium ion concentration; inflammatory response. Gene Ontology annotation, cellular component: plasma membrane. Lineage: Eukaryota; Metazoa; Arthropoda; Insecta; Hymenoptera; Apidae. Gene Ontology annotation, molecular function: G protein-coupled receptor activity. The record is from RefSeq and is a predicted model, not a curated record.
CGAUCAGUGUGGCGACGACUCUCGCGAUCGACGGAAGUGGAGGAGUUGUUUUUUUUCUUCACUUUUUCCAUAUAUUCGAUUGGAGGAAAUCGCAAGUUCGCACCGUUAAUUCUCCAUCGAUAUCUUCUCCUGAAAAGAGAAGAGAACGAGAAGAACGUGUAGAGCUGUUGAAACAAAGACGAUUUCACUCACGGGAUUAGGUGAUCGAAGUUUUGGAAAGAAAUUGAAAAGCACAAUUUCAUCGACAGUCGAUCAAAUUAGUUUGCUUACAAUAUUCAAUUAACAGGAAACAAAUUGAAUGCGCAAAGAUUGUUUUCUUACCGUUCAAACGAGUGAGAAGGAGUGUUCAACAGGCGAUUUGAGGAAACCAUCUUCGAGGUUCCAUUCUGUUCUUUCGUUUUCUUCACUGAAAAAGACCUUUGAUGUAAUUCAAGGCUUGAAGGGCUCACCAAGGAAUAACUGAUCAACGCGUAGCAACAAGUUUCACUGAGAUUUAUUUCGAUCUUGGUACGCUCAUUCAAUGAAUACGAGCUGUUGGACCGUUGCGCUGGUUGUGGCCCGGUGCACAUGCAGUCUGGCUUGAAUAAGGGCUCCAUAAGUGCAGGUAGUCUUACAAAAGGGUCCAAGUACAACGUUGUCACGUUUCUCGAGAAACUCGAGGCAGUGGCCUGAAUAACAGCAACAGCGCCUGUUGAAGAGCAAGAGGGCGAUAAUAGUGUACCAAAGAUACAUGAUAACGUGUAUCGAUACACGAGCCGAAGAUCAACGACGAGUCACUCUGAAAAAAAUUGUCGUCGCGAAAUGAUGUUUUAGCAGGAAAGAGUUUCGAGCCUAUCGUUUCCUCUAUUUCAACUCCUACUUUUGCAGAGAGGAAACGAAAAGGAUAGGGGAACGGGGAGAAAUUCGACGAUUGCUCGAAAUCAACGACUGUGGGCCACGAGAGUGAUUCAUAAUAAACAAUGAAGUCUCUGAAGAAUCGUUGCAUCGUCCAACAUCGUGCUUUAGAGAUUUCCGCUUGAGAACGAAACAAUUCGAGGAUAUUGGACAUUGUUUGGAGAUUCAUAGAUUGGAUAAGAUACACACGCGUGAAAUAUCGAUCGAUUAUUGCGUAAAGGAGAAACGAGAGUCGUCAGAAAAUGUCGCUCACCUCCACGGAGAUUUGGAACGAAACCUUGCCGAUGAUUAAUUCGACGCGGAUCGCUCCCCUUUUAAUAUCUCACCCUGUACUGAUGUCAAAGAGACACGUGACUUUCGCCGCUCAGGUGGUGCUUACACUUGUGUACAUAACCGGUGUGAUUGGCAACAUAUCUGCUCUAGUCAUUCUCUUUCAUCGUGAUAAGAGAAGAAAUCGAAAACACUUGUUGAUGUUACGUUGCCUGGCGAUCAACGAUCUCGUCGCGUUAUUAGGGAUGCUGGUGCAAAUGUAUAUCACGAUCUAUGUGGGCAGCGUGAUAUCCACUCGAGGAUUUUGUUCUCUUCGCGUGGUGUGGAGGCUUUUCGGUUUAUUCAGUGGUUGUGUCGCCAUCGUGAUGGCAGCUGAAAGGUGGCUAGCCUUGACUAGACCCUUCGUUUAUCAGAAGCAGGUGACGUACCCAAUGAUUGUACGUUGCAUGCUGGUGCUCUGGUUGGUCGCUCUGGCAUUGACAAGUAUGCCAAUGAUGGGUUUUGGCGUGUAUUACAAAGGUGAACGAUGCGUACGGUACAGAGAAGCCACCGAGCCAGCUGACAUCGCCUACGCAUAUGUUUGGUUCGUUUUCGGUACGGGCCUCUGCCUGUCGAUAGUUUGGUGCAAUCUGGCCGUUUCCAGGGCGCUUAGCAGGCUAAGUCGCAAAGCUGGCGUCCUCAGGCGAGUAACGAGAUCCUCCUCGAGGGCGAAACCACUUUUGACAGUGACGGGGCCAGCGCCGGAAAUCGUCACCACCGCCGAGGAAAGGGCAUUCGCAAGAUUGAUGGCCGUGUUAUCGAUAUCUUUCGUCGUAUGCUGGAUGCCGCAAAUGAUUUCCAUUCCAUUGGCACAAUUCGCGAUGCAGUUGGCAGAGAAGGCGAUACUCGCACGAAAAUUGAUUCGUAUAUUUCACCUGGCCGCCGACGUGCUCCUUUGCAUUCACUUCACCCUGGAUCCGUACAUUUACGUGUUGCUAAGGAUGCCACGGCCGAGAUUCCGCCUUCUCAAACCCCUGUGCAAGAUCUGUUGGCCAGCAAGAAGCCGAUCGAGCUCGUUCAAUGGUACCACAGACCACCAGGGCAGCAGUGGUGAUCCGUCGACCCCGAUCACCGAGGCACCCUCAACACCCGUCAGCGAGGAACACGAUCCUCCUUUAGUGGCGGUGUCGGUCUGAGACAGGCUUCAGCGAAUGAUCUUCCUGAAACGGCUCAAGAGUCACGAUGGUAGCCAGGUUUGAGCUGCACACUCUUCGAGAACGUUGGAAGAUCUUCGCUCGGUAUACACGUACGAUUAAACGAAAUUCGAUCGAGCCGAAAAUUAUUUACUCAAGGCACAGCAAAAAUAUCGAAAUUAUCGCGAAAUUUUAAGAUUUCUUGUUUUGGCUAAUGAUCAGAAGAGUAUUUGAUCCUUCACUUUAUUCUUCUUCUUUUAUUGUUGUUAUUAUUAUUAUUAUUAUUAUUAUUAAUACUCUUUCGUAUCCUUGGAUCCAUUUUAUUCAUUUGGAAAAAUGUAAAAUUCUUUUUUUUUUUUAAAACGAGACAAGAUAUAUUCAAAUGUGAAAUUUUUUAUCUCGAAUGAAUCCAAGGAUACUAAUUAUUGUUCAAGUAUCUCAGUGGAAUGGUUUCCUCCGAGGAAUUUUCAAGAUUAUGCAGUGAAUCCUUGAGGAACAAAUCAGGUGCGUUGAGAUUGAUACCUCGCUGAUUUUUCGUGUACAAUUCACGUGUUCGAAUGUUCUUGUUUCUUUUCUUCAGUUUCCAUGUCACUGUAUAUGAUCCAUUGUACAGAUCAUUUUAUCCGUUGUAAUUUCAUGUAUCUUAAUAUUCUUCUUAUUAAUUGACUUUAAAAAAAAAAGAAAAAAGAAAAAGUAUCACGUAUCAUACUUUAUAUUGAAAGUAUUGCACAAAAUUGCACAAAAUUUGUAAAAGAUACAUAUAUAUAUCAAGUAUCAUAUAUCGAAAUUGAUAUUUAUUAUCGAAUUCUUAUUUUGUUUUUUUUUGUUACUGAAUUGUAUUAAGAAAGUAAGAGCAAACAGCAUUCCAAAAAAUUAUCAUCGCAAUGUGUGAUGCGUGUGUCGUAUUUAUCAUUUGUUAAUUUUGUAAAAAUCCAUCAAGAUUCUAUACAAAAUACCCGAUUCUAGUAAAAUACAGAAGACUCUACUCGUUUGCAGUUUGCAAGUGAGAGUGAGUGUCGUCUUUUUUUUAACCGGGUAUUUUGAAAAAAGAAAUUGUAAAAAUCGACUUAAAAUUUUCUUCUUACAUAAGAGUAUAUUCAUAAUUAAAAAUAAUAUCAAUUAAGUUUUAAGAAGUAUAUUUUGUGUAUUAAGAAGUAUAUUUUAAGUAAAUCUAUAUCAACGAAAAAUCAUCAAUAAUGCAAGUAUCGACACACAUUUCUAUCACAGUUGAAUAAAUAAUGUCUAGUCAAUAAAAUAAUGCAAGCGUGCAGUAAUUUACGAAUUAUAAAAGAGCAAAGAAUGAACAUUUACCAAAGUAUUAAAUAUUAAAGGCAUAUUUUUACCGUACAAUGUAAUUCCGUAAAUAGAAUUUAAGAAAGAAGAGCAUUAUAUAUAUCUUUUUCUUUUCUAUAAAGAUAUACACUGAUAAAAGUACUUAUGUAUACAAAUAGAUUAAUCAACAAUCUUGUGAUUAACAUGACGUUACCAUGAAUUCUUACUGACUUUAUCACUACAGCCAGUGUAACUCAUAAAUAUCUUAUCAUUUUCUAUUGUAUCGAUGUAAUAUUAUUAAUAAAUUUUAAUCAUUUUUUUUU